Messenger RNA from Glycine soja, 1439 nucleotides. Its product is annotated as secretory carrier-associated membrane protein. The transcript is spliced from 13 exons. NCBI's taxonomy places the organism in Eukaryota, Viridiplantae, Streptophyta, Magnoliopsida, Fabales, Fabaceae. Bases 233 to 1165 code for a protein of 310 amino acids. The record is from RefSeq and is a predicted model, not a curated record. Gene Ontology annotation, biological process: protein transport. Gene Ontology annotation, cellular component: recycling endosome membrane; trans-Golgi network membrane.
UGAAAGCUGACUCUGCCUUUAUAUUUUCUUCUGUAUUAAGCUGACCAAAGGCAAAUCCAUUUGUAUCUGUAGCUGGAAUUUUCGUCAUUCUUACUUUACCUUCCUUCCUCACCUUCUAAUUCUGCAACAAGUUCCAAACUUUCAAAUCUCACCGCCCCAAAAAUUCUUUUUUGGUUACCCAUUUGACUUUAGCCUCUGCAACAGAGUCUCAGAUCUCUGCAUUCCAAUUCCCAUGGCUGGUCGCUAUGACAGUAACCCCUUCGAUGAGGAAGAAGUUAACCCUUUCUCUGAUCCAUCUGUAAGGGGAAAAGCAUCAAGCCAGUCAAACUUCAGUGGGGGUGCAUUUUACACCACAAAUCCUGGAAGUGUUCCCGCUGCCACUAAUUCAAGGCUUCCACCUCUUAAGCCAGAACCUGUUGAUUAUAAUUAUGGCUUUGGUGCGACAGUUGAUAUACCUCUUGAUUCAUCAAUGGAUUUGAAAAAGAAGGAGAAGGAACUUCAAGCCAAGGAAACUGAAUUGAGAAAAAGGGAACAGGAAGUGAGACGGAAAGAAGAAGCUGCUUCACGAGCUGGAAUUGUUCUUGAGGAGAAGAAUUGGCCGCCUUUUUUCCCAAUAAUCCAUCAUGACAUUGCUAAUGAAAUUCCAAUUCAUCUUCAAAAAUUGCAAUAUGUUGCAUUUACUACAUUGUUAGGAUUAGUGUUGUGCCUUUUUUGGAAUGUUAUAGCUGUUACUGCUGCUUGGAUUAAGGGUGAAGGUGUAAAAAUAUGGUUUCUUGCCAUUAUCUAUUUCAUAGCAGGGGUUCCUGGAGCAUAUGUUCUGUGGUAUCGCCCAUUAUAUCGUGCUUUUAGGAAUGAAAGUGCUUUGAAAUUUGGAUGGUUUUUCCUGUUUUAUCUGCUUCACAUAGGAUUCUGCAUCUUAGCUGCAGUUGCUCCUCCUAUAGUUUUCAAAGGCAAAUCCCUGACGGGCAUUCUGGCUGCCAUAGAUGUGCUGGGCGACCAUGCUUUGAUCGGGAUUUUCUACUUCGUUGGAUUUGGAUUAUUCUGCAUUGAAACGUUGAUCAGCAUUUGGGUCAUUCAGCAAGUAUACAUGUACUUCCGUGGCAGUGGUAAGGCUGCUGAGAUGAAACGGGAAGCCGCCAGGGGAGCAAUGAGGGCUGCAAUAUGAUGCAUCAAUCAUGUGAAGAAGGCAGUAUGAUAAACUUGUGUAUGGAUCAAUGUUGUAUAUUAGAAGGCACACACAGAAAUUGUGAACAAAAAUAUUCCAGUGAGCAUGAUUUUUGUUUACAGCUGUUAUUUGUUUAUUUAUUUUUCUGUUGGUUAACAUGCUACUACCUUAAUGUGGUUUGUUAGUGUAUAUUAUAAGCUGAGAGCUUGGACAUACUAGUGGCUGGUAGAAACAUGCUUUAAUUAAUUGAAGUUGAUCCUCUUUAUAGUUUAAA